AUGAAAGGCAUCCUCAUCGCUGGCAUCUUUGUGGCAUUUGCCAUCGCAGUUAUAGACUCUCUGAGUUGUCGACAGUGUUACUCACCCAAUGAGAGCUGCAGCAACAUUGUCACUGAGUGUGCGGAAGGGAGCGUCAGUUGUGUGGAAUCCUUGGUCAAUUCCACUCUAGGAGGGUCCCCCUAUUUGUACCAGAACAGAUCCUGCUCGGCAAAUGAUUGCCCCAAGAACAGCGCCCAAGUGGCCUUCACAGUGCACGUGUUUGAUGACCAAAGCUUCCAUUUUGCAAGCCAGUGCUGCCAAGGAGAGGCAUGCAACGACACCAACCACGAGACAGGAACACAGGCUAUCACCAACACCCAGUGCUCUGCUUGCUAUCGCUCCAACACAACAACAACCUGCGAGGAGAAAACCCGGCAGUGUUUCCAAGGAGAACGAUGUGUUCACAUCAUUGCUGACUUUGUAAACGGGCUGGGGAGGGUGGAGCUGAAAGGCUGUUCCGAUAUCAGCGAGUCUACUUGUGAAACCCUGGCUCCUGAGAACACAACAGUGGGAGAAUUCAUUUUCCGGAGCGUCAUAUGCGAAAAUGCAACAACCAUAAACACGCUCACCACCAAGACCCCUCCGACCAGCACAGGCAUCAAAGCUUCCUUCACCUCCUCUGUCUUCGGCAGCCUCCUGCUUCUGAAGCUGCUGUUCUGA
This is a messenger RNA of Peromyscus maniculatus bairdii (prairie deer mouse), 699 nucleotides long. Its product is annotated as ly6/PLAUR domain-containing protein 8. Gene Ontology annotation, biological process: defense response to Gram-negative bacterium. Lineage: Eukaryota; Metazoa; Chordata; Mammalia; Rodentia; Cricetidae. The record is from RefSeq and is a predicted model, not a curated record.